This is a messenger RNA of Eremomyces bilateralis CBS 781.70, 723 nucleotides long. Its product is annotated as alpha/beta knot. Gene Ontology annotation, cellular component: mitochondrion. The transcript is spliced from 2 exons. Lineage: Eukaryota; Fungi; Ascomycota; Dothideomycetes; Eremomycetales; Eremomycetaceae. The record is from RefSeq and is a predicted model, not a curated record. Gene Ontology annotation, molecular function: RNA binding; RNA methyltransferase activity. Gene Ontology annotation, biological process: rRNA methylation. The annotation marks the transcript as partial.
GACCGCGUGAGCGAAGCCCGACCACACAACGGCCUCAUCCUCGAGGCAUCCCCUCUCCCCACACCCCCCGUAUCCGCUCUCCUCCCCGUCGACCAACGCGCCACCCAAAUCGACGCCGCCUCUCCUUCCCUCACCACCACCCCCUCCCCCUCACUCACCAUCCCCCUCCCCCGCCAUCACCACGCUUUCCGCUCUCCCUUCCCCUUCCUCCCCCUCUUCGACACCGUCCUCAACCCAGGCAACCUCGGCUCCCUCCUCCGCUCUGUCCACUUCCUCGGCCUCCCCUCCGUCCUCCUCUCCACCCGCACCUGCGCCCCCCUCAAUGCCUCCACCCUCAAAGCUGCCUCCGGCGCCGCCGACGCCCUGCGCAUCCUCGCCGUCUCCGAGCCUGCCCGCUUCCUCGACGAGAGCAUCCGCAACGGCUGGCGCGUCUACGGUGCCGCGAGCCCCGAGGCCGCAGCCAACAUUGGCGAGGCGAUGGGAUGGCGGUCGUCGUCGACUCGCGAGAAGCAUCGGAGGGCGAAGCCGUUGUUCGAGAUGUCACCGCAUCCUCUGGGAAAGAGCCCGGUGAUUUUGCUGAUAGGUGGGGAAGGGAAGGGGCUGCGGCCAGCGCUUCUGAAGCGGUGUCAGGGGUUUCUUGGGAUUACGAAGGGGAGGAAGGUGGGUGGAGAUGUGGGGGUGGAUAGUUUGGGGGUGGCGGUGGCAGGGGCGGUGGUGAUGGAA